AUGACGUCGAACUCGAAAGUAAUUAAGUGCAAUAACUGUAAUAUUGUGAUAUGUGAGGUGUUAGCCUAUAUCCAAAACAAAUUGGAUGUUAUGGAUGAAGAAAGCUUGUUGAGAUUGUGUGUCACAAGUUUUUCUGAAGAUGAGAUCGAAGCAGCUAAAAACUUGCUGUUUGACUCAAUCACCACUACAAGACGCAAAAUUUCGCGUAAGAGAGAAGGAAAAUCACAGAGGGAUCUUGCAGAUAUAAUAACAUUAUUUAAAGAAACAGAUCCAGAAUUAGUACCCAUAUUUGUUGCGCGGGAACUACAUAAACUACCACCUAUAACGUUUGAUCAUCUGGAUGCAAGCAAACUUCUAAAGGAUAUGUUGUUAUUGCAAAAUGAGUUAAAAAUUAUUAAGGAAUCCUAUGUGACCAACAAACAAUUCGACGAUUUCAAAUUACAAAUUGAGCAGUCCAAAUAUCAUACAUCAGAUUGUACAAUAACUGAUCUACCUCACAAUACAGAAAAGCAAAACGCAACGAUGACGCCGUCGACGGCGGAUUCCGAGAAAUGCGAUGAUACUCCAUCCCUUUCGUACGCGGAAUGCAUUAGUCAAUCUGUCUCUCUCUCACCUACAACCUCGCGCGUGGAGGCCUCAACCGCGGUUUCGACGCAGGCACCGCGCAGGCGCGCGAGUCCUGAGCGCGCGGGCGCCGUGCGGGAGCGGUCUAUGCCACAAGCGACAAGCGGGAGCGAGAAAUUACAACCCAAUAAGGAGGAUAAGAAUGAAUGGACAACUGUACAGAAAAAGAAGCCAAGGUACAAGUUUGCAGGAAGUAGAGGAAAAGCGGCUUCGGAAGUGGACACAAAAUUUAAAGCUGCGGAAAUGAAUAUUCCAUUAUUUAUAUCCCGUGUUGAUAAAGAAGUAACGGACAGCGAUAUUAUUGAAUACAUACGGUCGAAGACACAAACGACCGUAACAAUAAAGAAAAUUAUAAUGCAGAAGGAAAGAAAUUAUAAUGCAUUUAAAAUCUUUGUACCACACCACAAACUCACAAAGUUUUUAGAUGAUAGCCUAUGGCCAGAAGGUGUGUCGUUCAGGCGUUUUGUUUACUUUAAUAAAACUAAGCAACGCGCUAAGCAAGGCGCUAACGAUGCAGUUUUGACUAGUGAUGUGAAACAUAACAAUUAA
Molecule: messenger RNA, 1173 nt
Organism: Spodoptera frugiperda (fall armyworm)
Lineage: Eukaryota; Metazoa; Arthropoda; Insecta; Lepidoptera; Noctuidae
Exons: 1
Coding region: 1-1173 (390 amino acids)
Source: RefSeq, a predicted model, not a curated record